Molecule: messenger RNA, 603 nt
Organism: Verticillium alfalfae VaMs.102
Lineage: Eukaryota; Fungi; Ascomycota; Sordariomycetes; Glomerellales; Plectosphaerellaceae
Exons: 2
Coding region: 46-366 (106 amino acids)
Source: RefSeq, a predicted model, not a curated record
GCGCUCCUAACCCCGCCAGACGAGUCCUCACAACCGAUCGCCACAAUGGACGAGAAGAAGCAGAACCACCGAGCCUCGUCCCUGUCCGCCUCCUCGCCCUCCUUCUCUUGGGCCAACGAGCGCCCGUCCAACACACCCCAGAUCACGACCUCGGACCUCGCCGUCUUCGGUGCUCUGCUGCUCCUGCAGUCGCUCACCUCAUACAGCCUCUUCGUCAUCUACCGCGGCUACGAGGGCUGGGGUCAGACCAAGGGCGUCGACAGGGCCUGGAUCGUCCUCGGCGGCGUGCAGUCUGUCGUCUCGGUCGUGCUCAUUGGGAGCUUCUUCCGCCUCGUGUUUGCGCGCUGGAGGAACCGCAUCGAGUAGGGCUCGCGGCGACGCCGAACGGACACCACGAAGGAGCUCUGACCCUUUUUCUUUCUCGUUUUUUCUCUUUCCAUGCGUGAGGGCGGUAGCGUCAACCUCGGUUGGAGAGCAGCCGGAGGCCAGACGGGAAGAUUAAUAUGUGGUGGCAGGAGGAUGAGGUUAUGCUCCGGAGACGCAUGAGCGUCGCUUGGUCUUCGCUUGGUCUUUCUAUUUCUUCGUAUACCCUUUUCCUUGGUC